Nymphalis io (European peacock) is the source of this 949-nucleotide messenger RNA. RefSeq names its product glutathione S-transferase-like. Bases 135 to 746 code for a protein of 203 amino acids. Gene Ontology annotation, molecular function: glutathione transferase activity. The transcript has 4 exons. Gene Ontology annotation, biological process: glutathione metabolic process. Lineage: Eukaryota; Metazoa; Arthropoda; Insecta; Lepidoptera; Nymphalidae. The record is from RefSeq and is a predicted model, not a curated record.
AACAAUUCGUCAACAUUUAGUGAUAGUUACAGAAUUACUCUAGUCUAAAUAGACGAUAACGAUUUGUUAUUAAGCAAACGUAUAAAUAUCAGUGCAUUUCGUUGUAUGUAUUGAAAUAGAUCGUGAAGUUCGAAAUGGCAAGAAAAUUACAUUACUUCGACCUAAACGGUCUCGCUGAGCCAAUUAGGUACAUCCUGCACUAUGGAAAGCAUAAGUUCGAAGAUGUGAGAUACCGAUACAAGGACUGGCCAAUCAAGAGCGUCAAAGACUCACUUCCAUACGGUCAAUUGCCUCUUUAUGAAGAAGGUGAUCGUACCCUGAACCAAUCACUUGCCAUCGCUCGUUAUCUUGCAAACACCAAUAAUCUCUUACCAAGCGAUCCCUGGGAACAAGCUGUCUUGGAUUCUGUUGUAUUCAAUAUCUACGACUUCUGGCAGCGUGUGAUAGCCUAUAUCAAGGAACAAGAUGUCGCUAAAAAACAAGCGAUAAAGAAAGAAAUCCUAACAGAAACUAUUGAUUAUUUCUUUUCAAGAUUCGAAAAAGAUUUGAAGAACAACAAUGGUUUCUUCGGAGGAAAGCUGAGCUGGGCUGACUUCAUCUUCGUUGGCAUCGUAGAAUCAACAAAUCUAUUCCUAGGAGAGGAAAUCGAACGCAAAUACCCACACGCCGUAGCGCUCAUUCAAAAGAUUAGAAAUUUACCCGGCGUCAAGGAGUACGUUGCAACUAGAAAACCUUACGUCUUGUAAAUUAAUUAAAAGGUUAAUUUAAAUUUCGAAUGUAAUGAUUAAAAUCUCAUUAUCUCGGUCUGUAUAGCGAUGUAAAAGAUACAGGUUCAAUCUUGAGUCCUUAGGCAUAUCCACAAUUUAAAACUGAAACGGAAAUAGAAAUAUUAAUAAUUCCUCAAACACUUAAAUAUUGCUGCAUCUUUAUUAUAAAAGAAAUUGAAUUG